AGGUCUGCUAAUAACUGGGCACCCGUGGGAAUUCUAAUAGAUUGUUGGAAAACCAGGUCUCCAAAAACAACAUAGAUAUUGUCAGUCAGAAACUCAAACAUGUUUUAGAUGUUAACUUUAGAGUACUUGUGUGUGCAAUCAGAAUGGUUUUUAACAAAAUAAUUUUGCAAAUGACGAAUGACAAAGUAAAUAAAUUUACGAGUUCCAUUUUUAUUAAAAAAGCAGCUGUGAAAUAUGAAAGCUAUAGCUCCACCUACUCAAGAGAUGUAGCCAAAGUUAAAGUUUUGUGAGCAAACAGUCAAACAGACGGACAAGGUAAAAAAUAUAUACCCCCAGUAUUCGAUUACGGGGGCAUAAAAACUCGUAUACGGACAGAGAGACAAAUAGCUUAUUAUAAGGUCUUCUGGUAGCUAACCACUAGAACUAAACAUGUGGUCAUUUGAGUUUGUUGUUAGUGGUCUGCCCCUCUGUCAUUCCUGCUAGCCGUUACUGUGACGACGUGUUGGUAAUAAAGCUGUCAGGUUUCCCGCCUGGUUCUAUAUUGGUCUGCUCCCACGCCCAGUACUGGCCUUACACUGCCGGGAAUCGCCCUGUGUCGACAAAGUUCAUCUAGAUGUCCGUCACAACACGGGAUACACAGCACGCACAAUGUCUCUGGCAUGCGGUAGUACAUGUGUGAAAUACAUUUUAUUCAUCGCCAACUUCGUUUUCUUCCUGAUUGGUCUGGGGACGGUGGGGCUGGGGGUAUGGGCGCUGAUUGACGAUGAUAAGAUCCUCAUUCUGACGGAGGUGGGAGACGCCGACAAUUUCGAUGUGGUCUCCCUCAUCCGUACGGGGGCCUUGGUCCUGAUCGCCAGUGGGGGCGUGGCUGUUCUGAUCGGAUUCCUGGGCUGCUGCGGAGCCGUCAAAGAGAAUAACUGUCUUCUGUUUGCUUACUGUGUCGUCAUGGUGGUAAUCCUAUUUGUUCAAAUAGCAGCAGUUGUUAUUGCAGCAAUAUUUCAAAAUAAAGUUACAGAGGAUUUGAAGGUGUUUUUAAAGUCCCGCCUCAGUGCCCAGUAUGAGGGCAGUAUAACUACCAAAGACCCCUUCUCCCUGGGAUUAGAUGUGGCCCAGAUUCAGUUUGAAUGCUGUGGAAUUGACAAUUACAUGGACUUCCUGUCGGCUACAAAAUGGCAGGACCAGAAGAACGCCUCCACGAUUAUCCCCCUUACAUGCUGCAGGUUUUCUAACAAGGACGCUUACUACUCGGAUUAUAACGGUCUCAUUCUAGAAGACCCCUCGUGUGAAACGUCCCCCUCCGACCAGAAUUCAAACUUCAGAAAGGGUUGUUGGGAUGCCAUUCUGGAGUAUGCUAAUGACAAAGCAAUCUACGUUAUCGCUAUUGGAGUAGCUAUUGGUGUCGUUGAGGUGCUUUGCGUAGUAGUGGCGUCCUGUCUCAUCCAAGCCAUUCGGAAAUCUGAUGAAGAAUCGUCACAAUAACACGUGACAGGGCCAUUCGGAAUACUCUAACAAUAAUAUUGAAUAUUCGGAGUAUUCCUAUCCACUGUGGUCACCCAGUAUCCUGAUUGAUUUCAAAAACACUUUUAUUGGAGAUGAACUUGUCCCAUCAUCGCCAUUAUUUAUAUCAUAGUAUAUAAUAUUUUAAAAUGUUGUAAAUGUGCACCUUUAUUACUGUAGAUUAUGUACAUGUAACGUUAUUCAUUUUCAUAAGUUCUCAUAUCUGAAUAAUAUUUUAUAAAUAAAAAUAUUUAUUUACUUUA
This is a messenger RNA of Saccostrea cuccullata (small rock oyster), 1760 nucleotides long. Its product is annotated as tetraspanin-18-like. Lineage: Eukaryota; Metazoa; Mollusca; Bivalvia; Ostreida; Ostreidae. The transcript has 8 exons. Bases 649 to 1479 code for a protein of 276 amino acids. Gene Ontology annotation, cellular component: plasma membrane. The record is from RefSeq and is a predicted model, not a curated record.